Mytilus trossulus (common blue mussel) is the source of this 527-nucleotide messenger RNA. RefSeq lists its product as uncharacterized. The coding region runs from base 79 to 486 and encodes 135 amino acids. The transcript is spliced from 6 exons. Lineage: Eukaryota; Metazoa; Mollusca; Bivalvia; Mytilida; Mytilidae. The record is from RefSeq and is a predicted model, not a curated record.
ACUUGUGGAUACAGAAGGCUAAAAAGUAAUCGACAACAUCAAUAUUUAAUUUUACCAAACAGAUGUAAAACCCCGAGAAUGUACACCCUGUCUGUCAUUGGUCUCAGUAUUUGUCUUGUGUAUAUCAGUAUCAUCAUGCAAGGUGCUGAAACGAAGACUUGUUAUGCCUGCAUCUCUGAUUAUGCGGGCGCGGGAGGUCAAUGCAGUGCAGCAAAAACAUUUGUGGAAUGUGCUAAAGAUUGCACUACGAGUGGUUCUAGCAGUGCCGUCGAAGCAAUUGCCGAAGCGUCUUUGACAGCCACCUGUGCAGGUACAUGUGAUGCCUGCACCACAACAUUUGCGGGUGAGGUAGGACUUGACAGGGAGAAAUAUUGCAGUGCAGCAAAUGCAUACCUGGAAUGUGCUGAACAGGACUGCACUUUGGAUAAAAUUGCCACCGUUGAACUUGCAAUCAAGGCCCAGCAAGGUUGUGGUAAAUAUUCUUAAUCGUAAUCAUCUUUGCUUCACUUUAAAAUAUAAUCAAAAUG